Molecule: messenger RNA, 6276 nt
Organism: Nomia melanderi (Alkali bee)
Lineage: Eukaryota; Metazoa; Arthropoda; Insecta; Hymenoptera; Halictidae
Source: RefSeq, a predicted model, not a curated record
CCUUAAUUCGCUAAGAAAAUUCAAUCGGGCCUCUAUUCGUGAACCGUUUCACUUUCUAAAAAGUCAUGAAUGUUUCUAUGAUACUUUUAAACGAUACGCUAGAACUGAAAAGGGUAAAAAGUAAAAGGUAUCACGAAAUUAAGGACUCGGAUAACCGCUACAAUCUACGAUAGAUGAACACGUGUGACGUAGCUACGCUGAAUAUGCGUAUACCGUGCGAAGCAAAGUUCGCCAAGUGAAAUGUUGCAAUAAACGGGAACAUUCGGAACAUUUCAUACGCGACAAUAAGGGAGAAAAGAAAGGACGGUGUUAAAGGGAAAAAAGAAAUACAUAUGAAAAGAUGUUGCGGUGUUUACACCGCGAAUCGAUUAAACCUUGAAAUAUUCGAAAGAAUAGUUGGAACAGAGAGGACGAUAGAGACAGACAUCGAUCGAGCAUUCAGGUCGCUAUCUUGCGGCGUUUACAAGCAUUACGAGUGUAGUUAUACAAAAUCGAAAAAUGGCUGUUCUAUCGGUGUUUCACGGGAAAUAGUACGUACCUAGAGCUCUUACAGACGUAUCGAAUACAUCUUCUUUGUCGCGAACAAAGUGAUUGGAAAGAUAAAAUGAGGAGUGAGACUAGAAAGAAAGAAAAAGUAAAAUAGCGAACGGUCGAAUUAAGCCGCGGCAGAGAGAAACAUAAGAGAACGGUGGGGUGGGGUGGGGUGGAACAGUGGGAGAGGGUGAGAAAGGAAAAGGAGAGAAAGAAAGAUGGAAGGGUGAAGCGAAGAUAGAGUUAGCGGGAAGGGGAAGAAAUAGUGAUAGCAAGUAUCGAAGGAAAAGGAGACAAGGAGAGAGAUGCGAAUGGAAAGUGCGCAAUCGUGAAAAGACUUGUACACUGACUGGAGAAACUUUGGAUUUCGAGGAAACACCGUCGAGGAUUAAUAGUUCAUCGUUAAUAGAAUAUCAUCGCAUCCCGAUCAUUCGACCAAUUUGCUGCCGAGGAAUGUAGGCGACGAAAGUACGGAUCAGAACAAUAACAUAACUAUGACGAGCGAGGAUCUGCUACAGCCUGGCCAUGUGGUCAAAGAACGCUGGAAAGUCAUUAGAAAAAUAGGAGGUGGAGGAUUUGGGGAAAUUUACGAAGGUAUAGAUUUAAUGACAAAGGAGCAAGUCGCGUUAAAAGUGGAGUCUGCUCGUCAGCCGAAGCAGGUCCUUAAAAUGGAAGUCGCCGUAUUGAAGAAACUCCAGGGUAUGGAACACGUGUGCAGAUUUAUCGGUUGCGGUCGAAACGAACGUUUCAAUUAUGUCGUGAUGCAAUUGCAAGGGAAAAAUUUGGCUGAAUUGCGUCGUGCCCAGCCGAGAGGUGCGUUUUCAUUGUCCACCACCCUUCGUUUAGGACUUCAAAUUCUUCAAGCAAUAGAAAGUAUACAUCAAGUAGGUUUUCUUCACAGAGACAUUAAACCGUCGAAUUUCUCAAUCGGACGGCUUCCAAAUAACUCGAGACUGGUAUACAUGCUAGACUUUGGACUAUCUCGUCAGUUUACAACUGCCACCGGUGAAGUUCGGCCGCCUCGCGGUGCAGCAGGAUUCAGAGGAACCGUCCGUUACGCGUCCGUGAAUGCACACAAAAAUAAAGAAAUGGGCAGACACGAUGAUCUGUGGUCACUGUUUUAUAUGUUGGUGGAAUUUGUUAAUGGACAACUUCCAUGGCGAAAAAUAAAGGAUAAAGAACAAGUGGGUCUCAUGAAAGAGAAGUACGAUCACUAUUCACUCUUGAAACACCUUCCAUCCGACUUUCGAGGUUUCCUGGUACACAUUCAGAGUUUGGAAUACGCGGAUAAACCAGACUACGAGAUGCUAGCGGGAUUAUUCGAGCGUUGUAUGAAACGCAGGGGUGUAAAAACGAACGAUCCCUACGACUGGGAGAGACCGAUGAUGAUGGUCAAUGACAGUUUACCAACUACCAGAUCUUUACCCGCGGUGACCGUGCCACCCGUAUUAACUACAGCGACUACUGUCAAUCAACCACCGCCUGCAUCGAACGUCGACACGAACAAUCAAGAGAACGUCGAACCUGACAACAGGAAAGAAUUAGACAUACAAUUCGAUUACGAAAGCAUAUGCAGAAGAAACAAACAACGCGGCGUCGAAGGAUCUUCGGUACCGUUCACCUCAGCUAUCAGCAAUCACGGCCGGGAUAAGAAUUGUAACGCUACGAUACCCACGAUCGACAAUGCCCAUCAACAAACCAGGCAGCAAACUGUUCUUCCGCCAACGACUCAUGGUUCACCCAAAAAACGGCGUGCAGUUUCAAUGGCUGCCGAACCCCAAACAGGAGUGGUAGCGGUCGAGAAACCCGUGGACAACGAAGGAGACGCAUUAAUGGCAUCCGCUCGUUCCGCUUCGGAGGUUACUCGGAAUAAAAUUAGCGCAAAGCUGCCAGCACCGUUGAGAAAAUCGCAAAGCGGAGCAUUCGUUCGAGUUCGGGUGAGGCCUGCAACCGAACCAACAACCGAAGAGCCGCCGAGUCCUCGAGUGCAAACCGAAGUCGAUGCAUCUUAUUGUUCCUAUGAUGUUACUAAUCCGAAAUACGUCGGCAAUCAAAGUCCCGUGACGGAACAAAGGGAGCCACUGAAAAGGGAGCUGCGUAGAAGAACAGACGGUCGACAGCAGACACGAGCGAGCCGUGCCACGAUAAGGGAACACUCCAUCACGCAGUUUGCACAGAUAGACGACGACAACGUGUCCGCGUUGCAACAAGUAACGAAAGGCGGUGGCGGAUUGACGCUGGCCUCCCAAUGGAAGUCGCAAUUCGACGAUUCCGAGGAGACCGACAACGAAUGGAAAGGAGAGAAUUUGCAAAGUCCCGAACAUAAAGGGACCGCGUUGCCAGCUAUAGUUCCGCAGUCGACAGCUGUCAGCGAUGCUGUGACUACCGCAUCUUCAGUGCCUGCGUCUAUCGAUGCGAAAACAGCGGUGGUUCAGUCGGCCACGUCGGUUGUAUCUCAUCAGCAUUCGGUGAUACCUUCCGCCCUGUCUCGAAUCAGCGAAGACUCGCCGAAGCCUUCGGUUCCUCAUCGAUGCCUGAAUAUCGCCGGCAUCGAGAAAUAUCCGGAUCUUCAGGGAGCACUUCCAAGCGCUUGGAGCGUUCCCGCAUUGGCGCCGCAUGUCCGUGCUCAUCUCGAAGCACCGUUGGUUCAACAGGCGGCGUUCGACGAUCUGUUGUACGAGGUCGACGUAAUGAGAAACAUUGCCACGCGUUACGACGAGCCGAGAGAGAGCCCCCCACCUCGAAGAGCGAGCGUACCGGCAGUUGCUUUCUCGCCCCCUAACACGAUGCCCAGUACACCCGGGGGCGAAGAAGAGGAGGGAGCGGUGGCUGGAAGGCUAGAGAUCAGGGUCGUGGAUGCAACGGCUGGUGCUACCGUCGUGCAAACGAUCGCCGACAGAGAACCGAUACAAAGAAAAAUGGCAAACGGUACAGUGGAUAGUCCAGCUGGCCCUAAUCCAGGAUCGGAAGAGUCGUCGGUAUAUGACGAUGCUGUUGAGAAUCGGCCACCUGCCGAUGCUGUCGCGCAUAAGGAUAACAAUACCACCACUGUCUCAGCCGCUCUAUCGAAUAUAGUCGCCACUCGUGAAUAUAAGGACAAUAAAGAAAAGGAAGCUCCAUGUAGGAUUUAUAACACUGUCAGUAAAAUACCGGUCCCGGUUAAAAGUCCCAGAUGUUCGCUAUCAGAGUCCACUCCAGAAAUGAAUACUCCGAACAGCAGGACUUGCGUGGGAAACGAAAUCGAAAAGUCGUCCACACCCGCGGCUAUAACCAGGGAAAAAGAUGCUACUAUCAAAGGCAAACCCUUGACAGCGCACUGGGAGGCCCGGGAACUACGACGCUGCGCAACGUUGCCCGACGCGCGACCGAUCUUUUCACCUUUAACGUCGGCUAACUCAACGGAAGACGAGAAUUUAACCGGAUGCACUCCUGCGUUACGUCGCCGAAGGCAAAGCGAGAAAUACGUGACGGAUGCUAGUCAACUAAAUUUGCGAUUCCAAAGACCACAGCGCAGAGUCAGGCCGAAUUCCGAAAUACUGUCUCGAUUUUCUCCCAGAGGAGUACCUUCGCACCUACUAGGUGAAGCUGCCAAACAAACGGAAGAGAGUAGCGACAACGAUUCCGAUAGCAGUGGUCCAGCACCGAAUACUCAGCCUCCGCCGCCACCUCCCACAUCCUUGCCACCUCACGUUGCAGAGAAUAACGCCAGAUGCCGCAGAUUUCGACCUAUACCAGAUGCAACAAUUGUUAGCCGAGAGUCGUGAGAUACAACGUUCGCGAAUCAGAAAAUCGGCCGUUUCUUUGUAUUUGUAUUCGUAUUUGUAUCGAAGUCAGCAGAACUUUGCAGUCUGCUUCUUGAAUCGUGCGAAGCACAUCUUUCUUUUCACGUGUGCGCAAGUCGUGCGCAAGGAAGCAUGAUUUUGUCAAUUGGAAUGUAUGCUGUAAAAUAAUCGAGUCGAGAGAAAGAAGCUUUCCUCGGGAAAGGAAACGAUCGAAGAAAGAGACCCGGUUCGCGAGAAUUCGAGUUGCUUCUCUCGACGAACAAGCAAUUCCGAUUGUUCGCGAGACCGUCUGAAUACGUCUGAAUACGUCUAAGCACGUCUGAGCACGUCUGAGCGUUUCAAGGAAAUCGACGCAACUCGAGACGCACCGUCGUCGGGGUGUGUACGUUACGUUAAUCUGUCUCUCGUUGUCAGUCCAUCCGUGUGUUGAGCGCAUUAUUUAUUUUCGAUGCAAAAGUCUAUCGCUAAAGGCGGUUAUGUGAAUUGGUGGUGCUUCAAAGAUUAUACUUCCUAGUCUUUAAAUGCGUCCGAUGAUAUAAGAAAUAUUAACGACUAUAUGUAAAUGAUGCACGUUACCAAGUUACAACGUAAUAACGGCGUUUUCAAGAGAUAUCGAGAAAGACGGCGAGAACGCAUUCUUCCUCUACACUUUUCUUUCUAUCUCUCUCGUCCCUCUGUCCGUAGAACACUAGAAUAUCGUUUCUUCUGAUUUCGCGAAGCGUCCAAUUUCUUUCGAGGUCCGCGCGUGCACCUCUGCUCUCGUCGCAAACGUGUUCUCGAUUAGCGAGCUCAGUUUCCUCUUUUGCAAAUUUCACUCUGGUCAGGGAUCCGAUGGAUAAGCUGGAAAAUCGUUCGAGAACUUGUUCUAGUGCCUUCUGUUCGGUAUUUUCUCAGAUUGCGUUCCGACACGCGCGAUUCGCGUGCUCGUUGGAACCAUAAACGUUCGCAUUCGCGCGUUUACUGUACGUACACACGUGUCUCUGCCUGUGUGUCCGGAGGAACAAGAUUUCUUUGAAAAACCACCAACCUACUAGGAGGGAGGGGGAGGUUCAUCGAAAACGAUCACGAGAGAAUUCGAUUCACGGCCAAGGAAACGGUUAGCAUCGUGUGUGUGUGUGUGUGUGUGUGUGUGUGUGUGUGAGCGCGCGCGCGUGCCCGCGUGCGUGCGUGCGUGCGUGCGUGCGUGUCUCUCUGUGUAUCGACGAAUCGUUCGCUGAACAUCUCUGCGGGAGGAUGAAUUCGGCUCGGAACCACGCGACAGACAUGCAAGUAAACAGAGUACUCGAAAAAGCUACAGUUAGAUUAUAUAUAGUAGAAUUACGCGUAUUUGUCUUGCACUUCCCGGUAACGUGAUUUUUCCAGACAGUUACGAAUUCGCAGUGGAAAGGAAUCUAGUGAUGCAUCAAACUAGUCAAGUAGAGUCCUCUAGUAUUCUAUUACCGAAACCAAAUUCGCGCAUAGAGUUAUACAUAUAUUGUACUUGUACAAAGUAGUUAAGGGUUUAUUUUGUGCAAUGGUCGAUAGAAAACGUUAACGAUACGAUGAGAAAUAGCUUUAAGUUGAAAUUGCGAAAAAUUGCGAACAUUCAUUUGCGUCGUAAUAUCGUGUACUAUACACGCAAACGAAAGGAUACCGAGUUACGAACACGCGAUAGAAACUAUUGACUGAUCCGAGUCUCUAUACGAGGGGGUAUGAAUCUAUGUAUAUGUACAUGUACGUAUACUCUUCUGUACGUAUGUUGUUACGAUUUGGACGGUGCGCAAUCGGUUCUCGAGUCCCGCGAGAUUGCGAUCGCAAAGUUUGCUCUGCGACAUAAUACAGAAAUAAUAAUGCAACGACAUUAAGGCGCAAGCGAGUCAACUCUGUAUAAAUCAGUAAUGGAUCUGUAAUCAAAGAUCAAAUGUAUGUUCGAAUGUAAACAAACACGCAUAAUACAGCUCAUUGGACGUAUCCCUUUAUUAUU